Messenger RNA from Striga hermonthica, 2292 nucleotides. The record is from the annotation of a GenBank genome assembly. Lineage: Eukaryota; Viridiplantae; Streptophyta; Magnoliopsida; Lamiales; Orobanchaceae.
AUGGCUCUGCUCGUUGUGGUCGCCGCUGUCGUCACAUCUCGCCGUCACCGGCGCAAGAACCCUGAUCUCUACGGCCGAGCACCACUGCAGGACGAUUCACCAUCUCCGGCGACAGGAAUCCUCCAGCUUCCUAGUUCCUACUGCCCCGCCGCUCGCCGAGUUGACAUACCAGCUCGCCGCGACCGCUACCCACCAUGGCAUGGACCGACUCUGGCUCGGCUCCGUCAGACGACCACCCGUACCUGUCGCCCUCGCCUCCGUCACGCCGUCAUCACUUUUUUUUUUCCGGCGGGUUGUCUCCUCCGGUGGUCGAUGACGGGAUUACAACUCCUGAGCAUGUCCUUCGUCGCCGGGGCUGUUUAUACGCCGCCGUCACCGUCGAAUUUCGGACGUCGGAAAGUGAGUGUGAGUGGUGCCGAUGAGCCUCGCGGGACAGUUUUUGAAGAUUUAUCAGAUAUUUUAGUUUCGUACGAGAAAGUAUCUCGUUCUUCCCUUUCGUCUACCACGCUCUGUCGGACGCCAACCCCUUCGGCGGUCGACGGGAGCAUCGAGAAGACGACCAUGGCGAGCAACGUUCGGUGUACUGACGGCACAGGGCCUGACGCUCCUGUAUGCCAUGUCCGGAAUAAGGAAAUAUUAUUGUUGCGAACGUAUACAGUGGACGAGUUAUUGGCAUUUAUAUUUCCACCAUCAAUUCAGUGGCUCGACAAUCUGAUGCAGCUGGCUUUCUUCCUUCAUUCUGCGGGUAUCAACUUAAAGCCACUACUGGAGAGACCAUGUUCUAGUGGGACGGAAGCAUCGGGUUCCUCGGCAGUCGAAACUGUUAUCUGUCAUGAAGAUGAAGCUCUUUUCGGUGAUCUUUUUUCCGAGGCCAAUCGUUUUGUUGUAUCUGCGGAUGGAUGCGAACAAUGUAAUGCUGCCGCUAGCUCUAGUUCAAGCUUCAGGAAUAGGCCAUUGGAAGCAGCAACUGAAGUACUCAAUUUCCUGGGAACAUGUGUUUUCUCUCCUCAAUGGCCUUCAUUGGUGUGUCACAAUGCGUGCCAGGAGCUUAGUGGGAACCAUUUUGACAUUUUCCUUUCAUUUUAUUUUCUUAGUCUAAAUCUGCAUGACGAAAAGAAGUUGCCAGGAAUCCUAACAAACCUCCCGAUCGACAAAAAAACGAGCCCUUCUUUUCUCGACCAACCAUCUCACGACCACCCAACCCCAAUCAUCAACAAACGGUGGAUGGACUACCAAGGUUCCACAGAUUGGGAAGGCAUGCUCGACCCCCUCGACGACAACUUACAAUCCGAGAUCAUACGUUACGGCCAUUUUGUCAAGGCCGCCUAUAGGUCCUGCGAUUUCGACCCCUCCUCCCCCUCAUACGCCACAUGUCGUUUUCCCAAGUGGAAGCUUCUCGACGGGUCGGGUUUUCCCCACACGGGCUACCGGGUCACCAAGAACUUGGUUGCCACGUCGGGUACAGAGCUUCCAGACUGGGCCGAACGAGGCCCAGUCUGGACGGUUCGCAAAUCCGCUUGGAUUGGGUACGUGGCCGUGUGUCACGACCCGAGGGAAAUCUCGAGGCUCGGCAGACGGGACGUGGUCGUGGCUUUUCGAGACACGGCCACGGGUCUCGAGUGGGUCGAAAAUCUCCAAUCAACCCUAUCAUCUCUAGAUUUCAACCCCCAAAUCCAAUCGGGAUUACUACCCGAGGCCACGGUGGAGAGCGGGUUCUUGAGUUUGUACACGUCGAGAUCGGAAAAAAAUCGGCCGAGUUUGCAAGAACUCGUGAGGCAAGAAAUAUCUCGAGUCCUCCGAGUCUACGGUGAGGAGCAGUUGAGCUUCACGAUCACGGGACACUCGCUAGGGGCGGCCCUCGCCACGCUGGUGGCCUACGACAUCAAGGAGACGUUUGGAAAGUCGCGGAUGGUGACCGUGAUAUCGUUUGCGGGGCCACGUGUAGGGAACCGGAGCUUCCGGUGCCAGCUGGACAGACAAGGGACAAAAAUCCUACGGAUUGUGAACAAUGAUGACGUGGUGACGAAGGUGCUGGGAUUUGUGGUCGGGAAUGAGGAGACGAGCGGCGAGGGGUGGGUUCAGAAGCUGGUGGAGGACACGCAGUGGGUGUAUGCUGACGUGGGAUGCGAGCUGAGGCUCAGCAGCCGGGACUCACCGUACCUCAACGGUAGGGAUUUGGCCACGUGUCACGAUCUCAAGACGUAUCUGCAUCUGGUGGACGGGUUUGUGGGAUCCAACUGCCCUUUCAGGGCCACGACGAAGAAAAUGAUGAUGAGCGUAUCAAGUAAUUAA